Diceros bicornis minor is the source of this 2794-nucleotide messenger RNA. It is a transcript of the gene MDH1B, whose product is annotated as malate dehydrogenase 1B. The transcript has 13 exons. Gene Ontology annotation, biological process: malate metabolic process; tricarboxylic acid cycle; oxaloacetate metabolic process. Bases 468 to 2129 code for a protein of 553 amino acids. The record is from RefSeq and is a predicted model, not a curated record. NCBI's taxonomy places the organism in Eukaryota, Metazoa, Chordata, Mammalia, Perissodactyla, Rhinocerotidae. Gene Ontology annotation, molecular function: L-malate dehydrogenase (NAD+) activity.
AGCGGGGCCCCCGGUACCACGCCACCUCCCUAAACCAACGCCGGCAACUCCCGAGACCGGGCCCCGGAAAGCCAGGAGUCUAAGGGGCAGUGCCGCCAAGGCUCCGCCUGUGCCCGUCCUCCACUCACCUUAGGCCGGGACCCCGUGGUUACCAGCAGGCGCCGCCAUGACAGCGUCCCCGCAGCUGCGCGUAUCGCGAGAUCGUACGGAUCCUUCAUAGGUCAAAAAGCCUACGUUCGCGGCGGGUGGAGAAGGGCUGUCUCAGAGAGGAGAGAGCCCACCUAAGAGGGUGACUCGUUUUUGUAGCUGCAGGGAUAGGAACGGGGCAGACCGCAGAGGUUUUAAAUGCAACGUAUGAUCACGUACCCCCACACUGGGCGCCGCUGGGCUCAGCCUCAGUGCGCCUGCGCCAGCCCUCCGCGGCGGGGUUGCUAGGAAACCGCGGUCCCGGCGGCGGCGGCGUCCCCAUGGCCAAGUUCGUGCUCGCGGGUAGAGCAGAUUGCCAAUAUUAUGCUAAAGCAGAACUUCUGGCAGACUAUUUACAAAAGAACCUUCCUGAUUUUCGGAUACAUAAAAUUACGCAGCAUCCUCAUGUUUGGGAGGAGUGGCUGAAACAUUUGUGUGAAAAGAAUAAGUGGAGUCACAAAACCUCCCCCAUCAUCUGGAGAGAGCUGCUGGAUCGUGGAGGAAAGGGCUUGCUUUUGGGGGGCUACAAUGAGUUCCUGGAGCAUGCCCAGCUUUACUACGGUGUCACCUCCAGCAUGACGACUGAGCUGAUGAAGGCAAUUGCCCAAGAGAACCUGGAGACACACAUAGAAAAGGAGCUGGAGGGAGAAGCCCUGAAAGGUCUCCUCAGCCCCCUGCAGGUCUGGAUCACCAGUGCGUCUGCGCCUGCCUGCUACAACCUCAUUCCCAUCUUGACCAGCGGGGAAGUGUUUGGAACACAUACGGAAAUUAGCAUAACUCUAUUUGACCAAAAGGAGGCAGAAGAAAAUCUCAACAUGCUCAUGUCAGAGAUUCGGGACCUGGUGUCUCCCUUCCUCCGGAGUGUCUCCGUCUGCACCAGGGUGGAGGAGGCCUUCCUCCAGGCGCAUGUGGUCAUCGUCCUGGACGACAGCACCGACAAGGAGGUGCACAGCCUGGAAGACUGCAUCCGCAGCAGGGUCCCUCUGUGCCGGCUCUACGGAUACCUGAUGGAGAAGAACGCCCACGAGUCUGUCCGAGUCAUCGUGGGAGGAAAGACCUUUGUCAAUCUUAAAACGGUUCUGCUCACGAGAUAUGCCCCCCACAUUGCACACAACGUUGUCGCCGUGGCGCUGGGGGUGGAGGGCCAGGCCAAAGCCGCGCUGGCCAGGAAACUGGGCACCACGCCUUCAUCCAUCAAAGACGUGAUCAUUUGGGGGAAUAUUAGUGGAAAUAACUACGUUGACCUGAGACAAGCCAAGGUUUACAGACGUGAGAGUGCCAUUUGGGGCCCUCCACACUACUCACGCCCUGUCUUACACUUGAUUUCUGACAGUGAGUGGGUAAACGGAGAAUUUGUGGCGACUCUGAAAAAGUUGACGGCCACAGGAGAGCAAUUUGGAGCCAUCUUAGCUGCACACAGCAUAGCCACGACGCUAAAAUACUGGUACCACGGCUCUCCGCCCGGGGAGGUCGUGUCUCUAGGAGUAUUGAGUGAAGGCCAGUUUGGUGUUCCCGAAGGGAUCGUCUUCUCUAUGCCUGUGAAGUUCGAGAAUGGAACUUGGGAGGUUCUUACAGAUCUCAAAAAUAUUGAAAUAAAUGAGCGAAUAAUGACCAGAAUGACAAGUGAUCUGAUCCAGGAGAAACUUGUUGCGCUUGGAGAUUUGAUAAAUUUUCAGCCAUAUCAAUCAGAAGCUGACUUAGCCUUAAAAGAUGAAAAGACCGCUGUACCCACCACAGAUGACAACCAGGAAGGUCAAAGAGAGUCAGGUGAACGUAAAGAUAGCAUGUAUUCUGAUCUAAUCCAAGAUGAAGAAAAAGAUCUAGUUAUGUCAGAUGAUGUUACUGCAGUAGCUUCUAAAGACCUGAUUCCUCAAACCGUCUCUGAAAAGCCACACAGUCAAGAACCUGCAGAUGAGUCUGAAGGCAAAAGUGUGGAACAGUAACAAAUCAAAUUAGACCAACUAUGAAAUUAUUUGGCAGUGUAGUAAAUAUAGAAAGACCCAUGAGUGCCUAUACUUAGGGAAGAAUAAUUUGAAAGAUUUACUUCAGUCUUAGAUCGUAUUAUGCUAGCCAAUUAAAUAACAGUGACAGCACACAAAAAAGUCAGCUUUUAAUCGUUUGUUACCUGGAUCCACUGAUAUGUUUACCUAUGACUGCAUUUUCUCAUAAAUUGUUCGGGGUCAAUUGCUAUUUUUCCAACUACGUUAAAAUGGAGUUGUCAGUCAUUGCAUCCUUGCUCAUACAUCCUCCUGAGAGAGCCUCUUCCUCCUGCAGCCCGUACCUGAGGCAUGGGCCCAGGUGGCCGUGUUUGCUCAGAUGGCCUGACCACCUUGGCCGCCACUGAUUGGGCCAGGGUAGACACACCUCACUCAAGGAGAACCAAUCAGAGUUUCUCCUGCUCUUCCAAAGCAUUUGAACUGAGAAAAUGGAUGAGUAAGUUGGCGUCCGAGUGGUGGUGAAGGCGGUGAGCUAGAGAGGGCACAGAGGUCUGCCUGUGAGGUCUUCAGCGCUGGGCAGGCUCAUCAACCCCACGAGACCUAGCUGUGCAUGUUUUUCCUUGGAUUUGCUUGGUAUAACUAUGUUUACAAUAAAUCACACUUUUACUUUA